AUGCACAAUCUCAUUAACGUUUCGUUUCAUUUACUCUACAAACAGGAGUCGGGGCGCGGAACAACUCAGAAAAACGGUCAUGGCCACUACCAGCACAUCAAAGACCAGCUAGAGGACGACGUCCCACAAGUCAGUUGCAACUAUUUCAGCAAGUCCUCUACGUACAGCAGUCAGUGCCCCAGAUUCUGGAACGUAUUUGAGCCAGCCAAAAUCGGUCCUACAGCAGCAAUCGUCAAAUUGACUUUUCAAGUCAGGCGUUUAACCUUCAACAGCUUCACCAACGCACAUCACGUCAUCUACAAGGAGGCCCUGGCCUCCGCCCCGCUGCGGCUCGUUGGACAAGACCAGAGAUUGGCUGAGAACCUCGAAACGGCCAUUACUAGCGCCGGUGCCGUGCUAUCGGCUUCUGACGGGUUGGGUUACACUUCAUCCGACCUGUUCGUCAAGCUCUUCCCAGGACUCCCCAAGUACGGGCGGUGA
This is a messenger RNA of Colletotrichum navitas, 480 nucleotides long. RefSeq lists its product as uncharacterized. The record is from RefSeq and is a predicted model, not a curated record. Lineage: Eukaryota; Fungi; Ascomycota; Sordariomycetes; Glomerellales; Glomerellaceae. Bases 1 to 480 code for a protein of 159 amino acids. The transcript is spliced from 3 exons.